Molecule: messenger RNA, 2796 nt
Organism: Papilio polytes (common Mormon)
Lineage: Eukaryota; Metazoa; Arthropoda; Insecta; Lepidoptera; Papilionidae
Gene: ae48
Product: juvenile hormone esterase-like
Exons: 5
Coding region: 224-2275 (683 amino acids)
Source: RefSeq, a predicted model, not a curated record
AAUAUUUUAUUGGCGCUGGACGGCACCGGCAACCGGCACCAACAUUGGUAAUCCAAUCUCCAAUCCAAGAGCGGUUCAUCGGUUGGCUGUUGGCUGCACUGCGAGUGCUAAUGCCCGCUAGGUCACGAGUGCGCUAGCGAAUCGUGUGUUCAAAUUGCUGUGAAUUUAAACAGAGAUUAGUAAAUUUGUGCCUUUGAAUCGCGUACAGUAUAAACGCGGAGAAAUGAUAGCGGCGGUGAAUGACUUUUUAGAUGACCUGCGUGGCGGUAGAAUGACUGAUGCACCUAUAGUGAGGGUGGCGCAGGGCGCGCUGCAGGGCCGCGUCGCCAACGCGCCCUCCGGGAAAGCCUACUACAGCUUCCAGGGCAUACCUUACGCGAAACCACCCCUAGGCUCACUCAGGUUUAAAGCGCCGCAGCCCCCGGAGCCGUGGGAGGAUGUCCGCGAUGCCACCGCGGAGGGCAACGUAAGCGCCCAAGUGGACCACAUGGCAAACAAGCAGUACAUCGGUGACGAGAACUGUCUCUUCCUUAAUGUGUACACGCCCAGCAUCGAGGGCUCAUCUCUCCCCGUCAUGGUGUUCAUACACGGCGGCGGCUUCUCCUUCGGCUCCGGCAACACCGACAUGUAUGGCCCCGCCUACCUGGUGGAGAAGGACGUCGUCGUGGUCACCGUCAACUACAGGCUGGGCCCGCUCGGCUUCCUCAGCCUGCACACCCCCGCCGUGCCCGGCAACGCCGGCCUCAAGGACAUGGCGCAGGCGCUGCGCUGGCUGCGGGACAACGUGCACAGCUUCGGUGGCGACCCCGCCAACCUCACCGUGUUCGGCGAGAGCGCGGGCGGCGUCGCCACCUCGCUGCUCACCGCCAGCCCUCUCACCAGGAACCUCAUCAGCAAAGCCAUCAUCCAGUCGGGAACCGCGCUCAACAGCUGGGCUUUCCAAAACGACCCACUGCACAACGCGCGGCAGCUGGCGCGCUCGCUCGGCUGCGACGCGGAGGACGUCGAAGGUAUCCUCGAGUUCCUUUCCACGACGCCCGUCAAGGACCUCGUGGAGGCGGCCUCGCAGACCACCGAGGAGGACUUCAUCCAGAGAGGAGCGAUCACGUUCGCGCCGGUCGUGGAGCGCGAGUUCCCCGGCGUGGAGGCGGCGCUUUCGGAGUCCUUCCUCGACGUGCUGACGUCGGGGCGCGUGGCGCAGGUGCCCGUCAUGAUCGGCAGCACGGCGCUGGAGUUCACGCAGGAGCGGCGCGCGGAGGAGCUGCAGGAGUACCUGCCGGGCGCGCUGGGGCUGGCGCGCGGCUCGGCGGAGGCGGCGGCGGCGGCGCAGCGCCUGCAGCAGCUGUACCUGAGCGGCGAGGAGCGCCUGGGCCGCGCGCAGCUGCUCUCGGACGUCCUCAUCAACGUGGACACGCACAGAUACGUGCAGUACCUGCUCAAGGCGACCAACCAGCCCAUAUACUAUUACAAAUUCGAUUACGUCGGUGAAUUGAAUCUGUCGAAGAAAUUGUAUCCAAAUCUGGAGGAGGAGCUGAAGCAGGCGCUGCACGCGGACGAGCUGAGCUACCUGUUCAGGAUGGAGCUGCUGCAGGACGUGGAGCCCACGAUGCAGGACAUCAAGAUACGAGAGAGGAUGGUCAGGCUCUGGACGAACUUCGCUAAAGUCGGCAACCCCACUCCGGACGAGAACCACUACCUGACUGUGCGGUGGCAGCCGGUGUCCGGCGAGGACCUGCACUGCUUGCGGCUGGCCUCAGAGCUGGCCCUCAUCACCAGCCCCGACGCAGACAGGAUGGACUUCUGGGACGACCUCUACAGCAAGCACUUCAAGAUCUGGAACUUGCCCGAGCAGACCACUCUGCCCUCGACCAUAGAGAUCGUCAGCUACGUGCAGCACAGCUCCGGCUCCAUCGUCGAGGAGACCACGGAGACCCUCGUGCAGACCACCGUACAGGAGACACAGCAACUAGAAAUUACCACCCCAGAACCUGAAGUCAUUCCCGAACCUGUACCGGAAUUACCUUCCGUCCCGGAGCCCGUUCCUGUCGGCCAGAGCGUGGUGGACGCGCCACUAAAUGGUGUUAAAGAGAGCCAAGUGAACGGCAACCACGACAAGAAGCCGCGGACUUCAAAUGAGAUCAAGAUGGUGCAGAACAGCAAUGGCAACCCCAAGGACGUCAUCCGCGCCAACGACCCGCCAGAAGAUGACCUGCCCAAGAACAUCGGCGUCAACAAGUUUGUUAACUUCUUCGAGUCGCUCGGCGGCAAGAAGUGAGCGACAACCGCUUUAGUAACAGUAUUCAAAACAUUCCUUUUGAAUUUUUAGUGGUUUUUUCGGCAAAAAACUCUUCGUUAUAAAUGAACUGUUCUAGUGCCAACAUCACAAACCUAAUUUGUAUAAAAUUAAUUUAAUCAGACCGCGUGACUAAAUUAUUUAAUUAAACUGUAUAAAAUUAAAAAAAAAUAGUGAUGUUUAGUGCCUUAUUAUUUUAUUGCAAUUAUUUUUAUGCUAUAUUAUGAAUAGACAUUUGAUUAUUUUACUGAUGACGGGAAAAUGUGUAGCGAUCAAAGAUUUAAAUACAUAUAUAUUAAUAAAAAAAACAAUUCGUUUUUUGCUCAGAAUUAUGUAUUUAAAUGUUUGGUCGUAUGUUGAAGUGCGGCAGCAGCCAGUCAGGUCGGCCGCACUGUACCUAGUUGUAACGAUUACUGCAAACAUGUAACUGCUUAGUCAAUAAUGAGAAUAUGUGUAUUUUUAUAUAAUUAUAAUGAACCAGAAAUAAAUCAUGUAAAAUAUUU